This is a messenger RNA of Vigna unguiculata (cowpea), 2998 nucleotides long. RefSeq names its product scarecrow-like protein 22. The record is from RefSeq and is a predicted model, not a curated record. Lineage: Eukaryota; Viridiplantae; Streptophyta; Magnoliopsida; Fabales; Fabaceae.
AGAGAGAGCACUUUACCACUUUUAUAUGUUGCACGCAUCCAUCCACAGCAGAAAACACAAGGAGGACAAGGGUACUCCACAGACAAGAGAAAGAAAGAAAACCCCAUUUAAAGCUUUUUUCUUUUUGUACUGUGCACAUCACAAGAAGAACAAAGAUGGGUUUUUGAACCAUCACAUAAAAGAGAGAGAAACAAAAAAGAAAUAGGGAUAUUGGAGAAAAACAAGAAGAAGCUGUGCAAGUGAAAGAAGAUGAAGGAGGAGAAUGAAUGAGGGUGUUAAAGCUCAGAUCUUUGUCUUUUGUUCUCACCAGAAAUUUCCUACUUGGUAUUUUGAGGUCAUCAAUUUGUGCACCGAGUCCUUGACUGAAACCCAAUUUCGUGGUUUUUGUGGGGUGGAGUUUGUUCUUCUACCAACUUGCUGGGGUUGAUUUAGAUGAAGGCCGUGCCCCUACCCUUUCAGGAAUUUAGAGGAAACGGGGUGUUAGAUUUUGCUUCUGGUGCUGUUGCUGUUUCAGAUUCGCUGUUACUCCCACAGCAAGAGCAAUUUCUGCAAAGGUGGAAUCCCCACAGGGAAAACUAUUGCUAUGUGGGCAUUGAGCCCACUUCUGGUUUGGACCUCAAAAGGAAAACAAGCCCUCCCACUUCCUCCUCUACACUGUCUUCUUCACGCGGCAGCAGCGGCUGCGGUGGAGGGUGCGGCUCGACCGAUAGCACCACCGGCGCUGGAGCACCGAAGGUCUCGACUGAGAAGGAGAACAACCCACCUCAAGCAGGGUUAGAGGUUGCACAGGGAAGAUGUGGGUUGGGAAUGGAGGAUUGGGAGAGUGUGUUGUCUGAGUCAUCUGGUCAGGAUAAUUCCAUUUUGAAAUUGAUUAUGGGGGACAUUGAGGACCCAUCUCUGGGAUUGACCAAGCUUUUGCAGGGUGGAAGCGCCUCUCAGGAUGUUGAGUUCAAUGGGGUUGGAGUGGGUUUUAGUUUGGUGGAUCAAAGUUCUGUGCUUGAUCCCAUUACCAGUGUCAACUUUGUGACCAACAUUGAUCCCUCUGGUCAUGGGAAUUGUUCCGACUUCCCUUUCAAUUCCCAUACUAAUGUUAACUCCAAUAUUUCCAGAGUUGGUUCUGGUGUGAAUCCGCCUAACCCUGGGUUCCCUGAUUCGGCUACCAAUCUCUCACCAGUUUCACUCCCUCAGGGUGUUUUUCAGCCACAACAACAGCAUCCAGCAAUGGAACCUCUGGAUGAGAAGCUGCAAGUUCUCUAUCCCCAGUUUAUUUUGAACCAAAAUCAAACUCAGUUUAUGGCAAACCCAGGUUCGGUUUUGCCUUUGAAUUAUGCUCAGUUGCAAGAACAUCAUCAGCUUCUCCCACAGCCUCCGGCAAAACGCCUGAAUUGUGGCCCAAAUUAUCAGGUUCCUAAGGCACCCUUCUUGGACUCUGGCCAAGAGCUGUUACUACGGAGGCAGCAACAGCAGCUUCAACUGCUCCCUCACCAUCUGCUGCAGAGGUCAUCCAUGGUGGUGGCCCCAAAGCAGAAAAUGGCGAGCCCCAGCGGUGAAGAUUUGGCAACCCACCAGCUUCAACAGGCUAUAACUGAACAGCUUUUCAAGGCUGCAGAGCUGAUCGAUGCCGGUAAUCUGGAACUCGCGCACGGGAUAUUGGCGCGGCUCAAUCACCAACUUUCCCCCUUUGGGAGGCCUUUUCAGAGGGCUGCUUUUUAUUUCAAAGAGGCCUUGCAAUUAGGACUUCAUUCAAAUUCCAACAACAGUUCUAUGACCUUCUCACCCACAGGCCUUCUGCUCAAAAUUGGUGCUUACAAAUCAUUCUCAGAAAUCUCACCAGUUCUGCAGUUUGCCAAUUUCACUUGUAAUCAAGCACUGCUUGAAGCUGUGGAAGGGUUUGAUCGCAUUCACAUAAUAGAUUUUGAUAUUGGGUUUGGUGGACAGUGGUCUUCUUUCAUGCAAGAGUUAGCACUGAGAAACGGAGGUGCACCUGAACUCAGGAUCACAGCAUUUGUGUCACCCUCCCACCAUGAUGAAAUUGAGCUCAGUUUCACUCAGGAGAAUUUGAAGCAAUAUGCUGGCGAGAUAAACAUGUCCUUUGAGCUUGAGAUUUUGAGCUUUGAAUCUUUAAAUUCUGCCUCCUGGCCCCAGCCACUUCGUGAUUGUGAAGCUGUGGUGGUUAACAUGCCUAUUGGCUCAUUCUCAAGCAACCCAUCAUAUCUUCCUUUGGCCCUUCGCUUUGUGAAGCAGCUCAUGCCAAAAAUUGUUGUUACAUUGGAUAGAAGUUGCGAUCGAACUGAUGCACCAUUUCCUCAGCAUCUGGUUUUUGCCCUUCAAUCUUAUUCAGGGCUGCUUGAAUCACUUGAUGCCGUUAAUGUUCACCCAGAUGUCCUUCAGAUGAUUGAGAAGUAUUAUCUUCAACCAGCAAUGGAGAAGCUUGUUUUGGGCCGACAUGGUUUUCAGGAAAGAACACUUUCUUGGAAAAACCUUCUCUUGUCAUCUGGGUUUUCACCAUUGACCUUCAGUAACUUCACAGAAUCUCAAGCAGAGUGUUUGGUGCAGAGGACUCCUGGUAAGGGAUUCCAUGUUGAGAAAAGACAGUCUUCCCUGGUUCUUUGCUGGCAAAGGAAGGAUCUCAUCUCAGUUUCAACCUGGAGAUGCUGACGACAGCCACUUUGCACCUUUGAACUGCCAAUUAAUUUUUAAAUUCAAAGGUGCUUCACAACUUACUGCUUUUUAUGAUCUUUCUUGCUUCAAUUUGCCUUGGCCAUGGUUCCAUGCUAAUGAACUGUUUUUAGGAUUUAUUUUUCAGUAAACCAAGUGAACAUAUUAAUUAGCAACUGAAUGCCAAUUUAUGAGUUCUGAUAUUUAGUGUAUUUCUAUAAAUAUGGGCAUUUUAUUUAUGCUUUUUUGCCCCAUUUUCAUUGCUUUAAGUGAUGGACUUUUCUUGUAUGCUUGACAGUAACACUAAUCAUCCUGUAAAGUUGAGGCUUUGUUUGAUCCU